AUACAAACUUCGUGUUUUGUUUUCAUCAAGCAAUGCUAUAUAUUGUUAAUACUGUGCUUUUAAAUUGUAAAAGCCACGCUACAUAUACAAGGGGACUGUGUCGUGCCACGGCUGUGCAUCUGUGUUAGUGGGUCGUACUUCGGCCUUAUAAAACAGGCGUGUCUUAAGCGAGCAGAGUGAUUCAAAUACUGACUUUGCAGCUGCAGCGUUACAUGUGAUUGUCUCCCUGCCAGUGGAUUAUGUGGAGGUGUCUGCACGGAUUCCAAGUUAACAUCUUCUUUUUCGGACUUUGAAUGCUUUCAGACCACGCUUUUGGAAAUUUAAUCUAAACUUGGUGAGAAGAUGGAUAACAAGGAGGAAUCCCAGAGUUGUUCAGUGAGUGUCCUGACCUGGGACCAGGUGAGCCGGCUGAAUGAAGUUCUAACGGAGGUUGUGCCUGUUCAUGGACGGGGGAACUUCCCUACCUUAGAGGUGCGGCUGAAAGACAUUGUGGCCCGGGUGCGCUCCCGCCUAGAGCUGAGUGGCAUCAGAGUAAAAGACGUACGGCUCAAUGGCUCCACGGCCAGCCACGUACUGGUGCAGGAUAUCGGCUGGAGCUACAAGGAUCUGGACGUCAUCUUCAGGGUGGACCUGCCGCAUGAGGCGGAGUUCAGGCUCAUCAAGGAUGUGGUGCUAGGUACCCUGCUGGACUUUCUACCUGAAGGUGUGAACAAAGAGAAAAUUACACCCAUGACUCUCAAAGAGGCUUACGUCCAGAAGCUGGUGAAGGUCAACACGGAGCAGGACCGCUGGAGCCUCAUCUCCCUCUCCAACAACAACGGCCGCAAUGUGGAGCUGAAGUUUGUGGACUCGAUACGGCGGCAGUUUGAGUUCAGUGUGGACUCCUUUCAGAUUGUGCUGGACUCCAUGCUUUCCUACUACGAGCUGGCACAGACGCCCAUGUCACAGGCCUUUCACCCCACUGUGAAUGGGGAGAGCGUGUACGGGGACUUCAGCAUGGCGCUGAGCCACCUGCGGAACAAGCUCAUCGCCACCAAGCGGCCUGAGGAGAUCCGAGGUGGUGGCUUGCUGAAAUACUGCAAUCUGCUGGUGCGGGACUUUCGGCCCGCCAGCGAGGAGGAGUUCAAGGCCCUCGAGCGGUACAUGUGUUCCCGCUUCUUCAUCGACUUCCCUGACAUCGGUGAGCAGCAGCGCAAGGUGGAGGCCUACCUCCAGAGCCACUUUAUAGGUGAGGAGAAGAGCAAGUACGACUACCUCAUGAUCCUGCGCCGAGUGGUCAACGAGAGCACGGUGUGCCUCAUGGGCCAUGAGCGGCGGCAGACCCUCCACCUCAUCUCGCUGAUGGCUUUCCGAGUGCUGGCAGAGCAGAACGCCAUCCCUGAUGCGUCCUGUGUCACCUGCUACUAUCAGCCAGCGCCCUAUGUCCGAGACCACAACUUCAGCAACUACUAUGUGGCUAACCAGAACAUUCCAACAUGGCUGCCAUGUAACUGACAGAAAGAAAACAAGUGGACGGAUGUACAAGAGGGCACCACCACUGCUGCUGCUUUUGAGAAAAGAGAAUGAAUAAAAUAAAACUCUCCCCAAAAAAAAAAAUUAUUAUUGAGGCAAUAAAUGCUAUGUUCCUCUCAAGGCACAAUUAUAUUUAAGUGGACAAGUGUUUUGCUUUUUUUUGUUUUUUGGAAUCCUUUCUCAUUCCUUAGCUACAGAGAUGUCUAGGUCAUUGAAUAGAAAGUGAGAUUUUUAAGUGUUUAGAUUUUUUUUUUUUUCCUCAUCAUGUUUGUUUCCCUGUUUAUCGGAGUUGUGUUUUGUGCCUUAACCUCCCAGUUGACCCCCCCCCACCACCCAAUAAUUUAAGUAUGGGCUAUUUUUUUGAAGAAGGGGAAGCAGAAAAUGUAGCCUUGAAUUUGGUUUUCUCAUGUGAUUAGUGUAAAAAAAAGAAAAAAAAAAAAUUUAAAAUAUUGAAAAAUAGUAUUAUUGGGGAAAGGGGUAAUAUAAUAGGUGAUGACCCAAACAAAAAAAUCAGUGUUAAAAAGUUUUGUUCACUGGGGAGGUUAGAAAGGUGGUACACUAAUAACUUUGUUCACAUCAGAAAUGAAGGGGAAGCGAGAAGAGUCAGUUUGUUUUAAUUCAUUUUGACAUGUAAAUAUCUCUCAGAGACAUUUGUGGUCUCCCUAAUAUGCCAGCAGUGCCUGUGAUUUGAAAUCAGAGAAAAAGAGAAAAUGUGUCUAUUUUUAUUUUCCACUGUGAAUUUCAGUGUAGGAUGAGCUCCCCUCCUUCCCCUUUUAUCCAGUUUACUCAGCCCUGUACUUUUCAGUCGAGACUGGCUUCGAGCGGAAAUCUGCAGAGAGACCGUUUAGGCCUCAGAUAGACGGGCUCCUGUGUGUCUGAGGAGUUUACGUUCCCCUGUGUUUUAAGUCCCUACCAAAGCCUCACACCAGUGACCUCAAGAUGUCCCAAUCCUCUGGCUAUUGUGGGAAGCUGACUGACGGAAGAAAGCGGACAUGGGUGCGUUGAGAGCAUGCGGCUGGCCUCGUUGCCUGCAGCGAGGGCUGGCUAGGAGUCCUGGAGUGACAGGCUGACUGGUUGUCCCUUCCCUUAAAAGGAGCAGCACAUGGUGGGCCCCAGUCUCAUCCCUCACAACCAUUGCAGGCUCGACGGCAGCGCUGAAAUGGGAUCCUCUUCUGACGCAGCGACUGGCUCUCAAACUACAGGCUGUCUAUAAUUAUCCUUUUUUAUUUUUUUUUCGUGGGGGAGGUAUCUUCGGAGCAGGGAACUGGGGAUGGGGGUGCAAGCAGCAGCAGCAGCAGCAGCAGCAGCCCUGCCACCUUACAUGUGUGGGGAGCUCAGUCACUUCCUAUCCUAUCAGUGCCUGCUGGAAGGACUCUGUGUUUGAACCCCUUUUGUGGUCAUGGGAGCACAGACAGCAGGGAGUGCAACUGGUAUGCUAAUAGAAAUGCCAUGAUGUGUGCCAGUUGGAUGCCAUUCCUGACUUGGAGUUUGAUGUAUCCUGGAAGCUACAACUGACUUGAGCCACAAGUCCCUCCCCCCCCCCCCCAAACCUAUAAAUUACUAUAUGUAGCUAAGCCUAUUAUUAGCUGUUCAUUUUGAACACUUGCAGUGUGGUAUUACUAGCAGAUGUCCUAAGCUGUGACUUUAACCUGUCAUCUCUCUUAAGCAUCCAGGUUUGAGAGGAGAAUAGUUGCUAAACUUAUGUAAGUGACAACUGCUGUCUCUCUCUUCCUCUCGCCCCUCAGUUUCUCUGAAGCUCUAACUUAUUCCUGCUCACUGCGGCUCGUGCUUAUACCAGAUAACCGGAAACAUCUCUUAUCUGGAUGGCCCACAACUCCGAACUAGUUGGUUAAAAUAUUUUGUUAGGGGGAACAGUCAGCGCUGCCUCUUCUGCAGGUCACAGGGGUAUGCUCUGCUGGUACGGGGGAAAUGCAAAUGUAUUUUUAACAACAAGUGAGGUGCCACACACUGUCUCGCUCUGGACCAAAGUUACAACCAGCAACUGAAGCACUUAAGUGCCUUUUGACGUUUUGGAGAGUGAUUUAGCUUUUUUAAAGUUUUUU
Messenger RNA from Perca flavescens (yellow perch), 3575 nucleotides. It is a transcript of the gene tent5c, whose product is annotated as terminal nucleotidyltransferase 5C. The transcript has 2 exons. The record is from RefSeq and is a predicted model, not a curated record. The coding region runs from base 343 to 1494 and encodes 383 amino acids. NCBI's taxonomy places the organism in Eukaryota, Metazoa, Chordata, Actinopteri, Perciformes, Percidae. Gene Ontology annotation, molecular function: poly(A) RNA polymerase activity; RNA binding. Gene Ontology annotation, biological process: mRNA stabilization.